Molecule: messenger RNA, 572 nt
Organism: Psylliodes chrysocephalus
Lineage: Eukaryota; Metazoa; Arthropoda; Insecta; Coleoptera; Chrysomelidae
Source: the annotation of a GenBank genome assembly
GCUAUUUGACAUCUUACAUAAUUUAAAAGAAUGGCCAAAGAAACAAAACGAUACGAGUAUUUCGAUACUCCUGAUGGCCAGGAUGUCGACAAAAAGUUAUUGUGUGUCAUGAAACCAGCAACUUUAACUGCUUUGGGAUUGGGAACUUUUGAUGUUCUAGCAUGGUCUCAUCCAAAAAGCUACUUGUCAACUUUAGGACGUUAUGCAUAUGUAGGAUUCCCCGUUAUAGGCGCAAGUGCUACAUUUGUUAUGGUAACAAAUUCUGCAGCAAGUUUACGCAAGAAGGAUGAUUUGUGGAAUUGGUUUAUUGGGGGCUUUGCAUCAGGUACUAUUAUGGGAGCUUGGACCAAAAGAACUAUCAUAGGAUUUAAUUGUGGAAUGUUUUUUGGAAUUUUGGGUGUAUGUAGAAAAAUAGCUGCUGAUAAUGGUUGGUCAGUCACACCACCAGAUGAUGUUCCUAGGAUGAAUCAAGGUGUAUGGGAUUUUGAUUUUUCACUUACAAAGGAUAGACCAGGAAACUGGGCUCGAAGUAGAGCUGAAUAAUAAACUUUAAAUAAAUAGUUUAGUGUGAU